AUGGCCGCCAGCGAGGAGCUGGAGAAAGAAACCUUGCAGAGUCCCAUCGCUGAGACGGGAAAUCGGCACGAUGAGGAAGAGAAGAGCCCGGUGAAUGAGCCGGGGCCUGCUGAGGCUGAGGUUGAGAAGGACAAUAACAAUGAUAGUGACAACGGCGGCGCCGUGCUGCAACCAAGCGGCACUCGCACGUCCACCGUCGAAUACUCGGUCUUCUCGAAGAAUCUGAAACGAUAUGUCGUCGUCACGGCGUCGUGGGCGGGCUUUUUCUCGCCGCUGUCGUCGCAGAUCUAUUUCCCCUCGUUGAAUACUCUGGCUGCGGACCUGAAUGUGUCGAUUUCGUUGAUCAACCUGACGCUGACAAGCUACAUGAUCUUCCAAGGAAUCGCGCCAGUUUUCAUCGGUGACUUCGCUGACAAGGCCGGGCGAAGGCCUGCCUACUUGAUCUGCUUUACUAUCUACAUUGGCGCCAAUAUCGGUCUAGCUCUGCAGAACAGUUACGCAGCCCUGUUUGUCCUGCGAUGCCUACAGAGUGCUGGCAGCAGCAGCACUAUUGCGCUGUCGUCAGGCGUCGUUGCGGACGUCUCCACGGUGGCCGAGCGAGGCUCAUAUAUGGGCUUCGUCACGGCCGGUUCACUGCUGGGUCCUUCUCUGGGUCCCGUCAUCGGCGGGCUGCUGGCCCAGUAUCUGGGAUGGAGAGCUAUCUUCUGGUUUCUGGUCAUUCUGGCGGCUGCGUGGCUCGUGCCGUUUGUUAUCUUCUUCCCGGAAACGGCCCGCAAGGUCGUUGGCAAUGGCUCGAUCCCGCCUCCGCCAUGGAACAUGUCCCUGAGCAGCUAUCUCAAAACUCGGAAAAUUUCUGAAGCCGAUCGAGCGGCAGUUGAGAGCACGAUUGACCCUAGGUCUCGCAAGCUCUCCUUCCCCAAUCCGCUGCCGACCCUCGCCAUUGUCCUCCAGAAAGACACGAGCCUUCUGUUGCUGUCGAACGCCAUCAUGUUCGCUGGAUUCUACGACGUCGCGGCUGCGAUCCCCUCGAUCUUCCGAGAGAGCUAUAACCUCAGUGACCUGCAGAUUGGUCUCUGCUACCUCCCCUUUGGCGUGGGCUCCUCGCUCGCAUCCAUCAUCAACGGGAAGUUCCUCGACUACAAUUACCGCCGCAUCGCGACGCAGCUGGGUCUUCCUGUCGUGCGGAAUCGGCAGACGGAUCUCAAGAACUUCCCUAUCGAAAAGGCCCGUCUGCAGAUUGCAUUCCCACUGAUUUUUCUCUCCAGCUGCUUGGUGAUUGCCUUUGGGUGGUGCCUGAACUACGUCGUGCACCUUGCCGCUCCCACUACCAUCCUCUUUUUCCUGGGACUGUGCCUGACGGGGUCAUUCAAUACCGUGAGCACGCUCCUCAUCGACCUCUAUCCGAAUGCUGCCGCCACGGCCACGGCGUCGAACAACAUCACCCGUUGCCUGUUGGGGGCUGGAGCAACGGCCGUCAUCGAGCCGAUGCUGACUAGUAUGGGCAGAGGGUGGUGCUUUACCUUCAUUGCCUUCGUCAUGAUGAGCACCACAUCUAUGUUGGUAGUCAUCAUCCGAUAUGGGCCAAAAUGGAGGGAAGAGCGACGUGUCAGACAUGAGGAGGGAGAUGUCGAGAGGGGUGGUCGACGUUGA
This is a messenger RNA of Rasamsonia emersonii CBS 393.64, 1650 nucleotides long. RefSeq lists its product as uncharacterized. The transcript is spliced from 2 exons. Lineage: Eukaryota; Fungi; Ascomycota; Eurotiomycetes; Eurotiales; Trichocomaceae. Gene Ontology annotation, molecular function: transmembrane transporter activity. The record is from RefSeq and is a predicted model, not a curated record. Bases 1 to 1650 code for a protein of 549 amino acids. Gene Ontology annotation, biological process: transmembrane transport.